UAAAAUUUACUUACUUGAUAUAAAUUUCAGAAAACUCCCGGCUAAAAAUUCAAUUCCAAAGCUCACUAGUCAUGAGGAGUGUUUAGAUAUUUCGCUAACAUCAGAGUUACAGAAUGUUCCCGGGUUUCCGUGGAGGGGGGAGGGGAGGGUUCCCGCCCCCUUUCCAGGGGGGCAGGUUUCCCAUGAUGAACAAUAUGAAUGGAAUGGGGUUCCAAGCUUUUGGACAGUUUAAUAAUCGUCCUGGCAUGCAAAAUUUCAUGCCCGACAAUAUGCAAAACAAUUUCAUGCCAAACAUGGGCCGUGGGGGCCGGGGAGGAAUGGGAAUGGGACGCGGCGUGAGAGGAGGUAUGAUGGGUCCGGGUAGAAUGGGACCUGGACCUAGCCCGGCUACUCCAAACCGUGGAACUUCAACAUUCGACAAAACAACUCCAGUCGCCGACAAAACUCCAGUGGUCGACAAUAGUAGCCCAGCAGUCAAUAAGAGUAAGCCAAUAGUCGAAAAAACGUCAGAAGUGAAUACCUCUUCAGUCUCAACGCCGACUACUGCGACGAGUGUCGUUAAAACGGAGACUGUAACCAAACCAACGCCAAGUGCGUCAUCGACGGCAACAACGACAACGACGUCUGCACCUAAAACCAAUGAAGCAGAGAAGGUUGUACCUAUAAAGCGUGCUCCGGUAUUACCAGGGGAGAACGAACCAGAAUAUGACGAUAAUCUCUGUCUUCUUGAUUGGUAUAACUCUGACCUGAACCUGAAUAUUAAUCCUACGGAUUUCUGCUCUGCGGAGGCAAUAUCUAAGAACGGGUUCGGAUAUAUGUGGGGCGGAGCUAGAGCUACCUACGGAGCAACCAGGGGAAGAGUCUGUUUUGAGGUUCGUAUAGAUGGAAACAUGCCUGUAAGCCACCUAGAGGAGGAGGAGACUCCGAAUGUUCUCCGGGUUGGUUGGUCAGUAAGUGGAAGUAAUCUUCAGCUAGGGGAGGUCAAGCACUCCUUUGGAUACGGAGGAACGGGUAAAGCAGCGGAGUCGUGUGUCUUCAAAAACUAUGGAGUCAAGUUCGGAGUCGGAGAUGUUAUCGGAGCUUAUCUGGACGUAAGCAGUGAUUACUGCUUUAUAAAGUUUACAGUCAAUGGGAAGGAUCAGGGGAUCGCCUACAGGUUUCAGAAACCAGAUCUCAAGGGUCAAGCUCUGUUUCCACAUGUUCUGACGAAAAAUCAGAACUUUACGGUCAACUUCGGUCAACUACCUGCACCACUCUUCCCCCUUCUACCAGGAUUCACACCUAUUGGUCAGCUUGAUGUUGCGGAUGGUUUAGUGAGGGGCCCCCUGCCCCCACCAUCCAGGGCAGAUUGUGAGGUCCUGAUGAUGUUAGGACUACCUGGAGCUGGUAAAACCUUCUGGGCGGAGAAGUAUGCUAAGGAGCACCCAGAGAAGAACUAUAAUAUCCUUGGAACAAAUAAUCUUAUUGAAAAAAUGAAGGUCAAUGGGUUGAGUAGGAAGCGGAACUACCACGGAAGAUGGGAAGUAUUAAUCAAGAAAUGUACUGAAUGCUUCAACACAAUAUUAGAUCUAGCCGCUAAGCGACGUCGUAACUAUAUUCUAGAUCAGACGAACGUGUUUCCAACAGCCCGUGGUCGGAAACUAAAGGAUUUCAAAGGAUUUACAGCUAAGGCUGUUGUUGUUGUUCCGCCAGACGAUGAAUUCCGACGGCGGGUGGCGGAAAGGGAGGCAGUUGAGGGGAAGGAGAUCCCCGACAAUGCCGUCCUCAACAUGAAAUCUAACUUCGUAUUACCGGAGUUGGAGGAAACCUUCUUCUCCGAGGUUUGGUAUACCGAGCUUUCUCCGGAGGAAUCGCAUAAGGUCGUCAACAGGUACAACGAAGAAGCGCGCUCAUCUGGUCUCACCAUCAUGCAGGGGGUGCGCUCCUUCAAGCACAGGAAUGAGAACAAGCGGCGGGAGCAAAAGAUUCCUCUUCCAGGGAAACAUGUGCCCUGGGACAAGAAACCUGAGACUAAAAAUUUUUCUGAGGAUAAGGUUCAAGCCUCGACCUCCAGUGUCACCAACCCGGAGAAAACUGAGAUCAAACCUGAACCCGUCUCUGCUUCUCAAAGGAUAGAAGAACUAAAGAAGGAGAGUCGAGACCUGACCAAGAAAUCGUCUAAAAGCAGGAGUCGGAGUAGAGAUAGAGAUCGAAAGGGUCGGGAUUCUAGAGAUCGUAGAAGAUCUAGAAGUCGAGAACGUCGACGAUCGAACAGUAGAGGACGGUCGGAUAGGGUCGGAAAUAAUAGGUCUUGGUCCUCUGAUCACAAAGAUGGACGGGACAAGGGUCGUAAGAGAAGUAGGUCCAAAAGUCGGGAUAGGAACAACCAGAGGUUCAAGAAGGAACCUGUUAUUAGUCCAUGGAACAAGGCUCCCUUAGAUUCUUCAGGUUCUUUUCGUGGACGGGACGGUCCAGGAACAUCUCGCGGAACAGGGUUUCAGCGAGGAAAUGUCACUCAAAAAUUUCAGGACGGAGCUGGAACAUCAUUGGGUGGAUCUGGUGUAUCAGGUUCUACUCCGGACCUCAAUGAGAGGAGAUACGACCAACCUUCUGACGAUUUUGUGCGUGGCGGACGAGGGAGAGGUUUUAAUCGAGGUAGGGGAGGAUUUCAAGGUCCUCCAUCUAGAGGACGCGGCUUCCAUAGCAACAGACCUGAAGGUCAGUUCAAGAGUGAGCCUAGAGAACCUAUAUCAGAUCCUGCCCUCCCGGAGAAGAGAUGGGGGAACCAAGAUCAUGAGUGGAGAAGUAACCGAGGAGGAUUAACUGAAUCAACCCGUGGAGCUCCUAGAACAGCUUUACUCGGUAAUUUUCCUAACUCAAGGUUUAAUCCACCAGAGGAGAAGAAACCGAUAGAUAACUCCUGGAAUCAGAGUGGACGCUCCAGUUCUCAUUCGAACUAUAAUGACAAUUUGGAGCAGGAUAAUGACAACUACAAUAGGAAUGACUACGAGAUGAAUAUGAACGAUCCAGCUCCGGGUAGAUCCAACAAUAGGGGAAAUUAUCAGAGAGGAGGUUUCAAUGAUUAUCUUAUGGAAGAAUCAGCUCCGGUGGACGAGUUUAGAGAAGGUUCAGAGAACUCCUCGGUUCAGGUUCCAGAUAUAGAUGAAGAGUUUGCCUCCAGGAUGGAAAGAAAACUGGCAGCAUAUCAAGAUGAGGAGGAUCAGCGCGGAUUUAACGAGCAGUACGGAAAUAUACCCGGAAAGCAAGGAUUCAACCAAACUCAGGAAUGGAGAAAUGAUAAAUACAAUACUGAUGAAAAGGAUAGGUUUGGACCAAAUAACGGCCCAAACAACAGAUUUGGACCAAACAACUCGGCUCCUAAUAAUAGAUUUAGAUCUGGCGCAAACAGCAGAUUUGGCCCACCCAACUCUGGCCCAAACGAAAAGUUUGAUCCCGUGCAUGGUAAAUCGGGUGGUUUUUCAGGACCUCCUGAUAGAUUUGGACCUAACUCAGGUUCGCAUGACAACCUUGGGCCCUCAAACAGAUUUGGAAUGGAUUCUGGAUCCAAUGAUAGAUUUGGUCCUAACUCCGGACCUCCGGAGAGAUUUGGGCCCAAUUCAGGACCAAAUGAUAAUUUUGGUCCAAAUUCAGGGCCCCACGGUAAAUUUGGACCAAGUGACAGAUUUGGACCGAAUACUGGGCCAAUUGAUAGAUUUGGACCCAACACUGGGGCUAGUGACAGAGUUGGUCCGAAUACGGGAUCAAGAGAAAGAUUUGGCCCCAAUCCAGGACCAAGUGACAGAUUUGGCCGCAACACAGACCCACACGAAUCAUGUAGGCCCAAUGAUAACUCUGGACCGCACAACAGACUUCCUGGUCCUGUAUCAGGGUUUGAGAAGAGUAGAGGUCCAACAGAUCGAUUUUCUCAAAGCAAUUCCAGUUCCCAUACAGAGUUUAAUCGGUAUGGAUCUAGUGAUUACACAGAGCAAUUUACCGGUACCGACACUGCAGUUGAAAUCGGAAAUAAACGCCAUUUCCCACCUGGUUCGGACCCACAGAGUAAGUUUGGCUUCAAUAUGGAACGGCAGGAAAAAUUUGGUCCAGAGAAUAAUGUCUGGCCCAAGAAUGAGCCUUACAACAAGUUUGGAGCAAAUUUUAUCGAUGACAAGUUUGGGCCAAAUCCAGGCCAGCUCGAUAAAUCGGGUCAAGAGCCAGGACGUUUCGGAUCAAAUAUGCAUCCGGAUAAAUUUGGUGCUGGGUUGAAAGGAGCUCCAGUAGGCAAACCUAGCAGUACAUUUCCUCCUGAGACAAGUUUAGAUUUUCAAAAGUUUUCCGAACCCCCGCCUUCCUUCCCUUCAUCUGCUGGUUUUAAUCAGGGUUCAAGAUUCAGGAGUAAUGAUGAAAAUACUGCAGGUGGCCCCGAUAGUAAGCCUGGAUAUCCUGGAGGAAAUGCAAUAAAACCGUCAGGGUUUCAAGAGCAGAAACCUCCCAUUAUCCCGUCCUGGAAUGAACAAGGUCCAAAGCUAGAUACUGUGAGGGGUAGAGGAGAACCAGGCAGGUUUCCUAUUACCUCAGACGGUGCAGGAGUAGGGAUGGGAUACUCGGUUCAGUAUCACGGAGAAUAUGGAUCUGAGAGUAGGUUUCAAGGCGAAGAGGUUGGAGGAAUGUUGAAUAAACCUUAUCACGGCUCAGGGUACCCACAAACACAGGAGAAUUUUCCUAAAGAGAAAAGCAGGACCCGGAGUAGAAUGAACAUGGAUAUAAAUUCAAUACCAGGAAUGAACCCCCCUGCACCAGAUGCUAGCCUAGGAUCUGUAAAUCCUAGUCCUAUGAAUCAACCUCCUCCGGGUUCCAUGAAUCCUGGUCCUGGUUCCGGUACUCCUGGAGGACCUGGAGGCUCUGGUCCGGACUAUGCUGCUCUUCUCCAGUAUCUUCAGUACUACCAGAAACAGAUGGGAUCGGAGGAGUCGGAGAGUAAAAUUUAAAGGAAAAGAUCGGGGUGUUGGAGGCGGCUUGGUAAGAGUUAAAGAGGAGUCAGUGAAAAAAGGAAUCAGAGCGCAAGAAGUUUCUCAGAGUAGUAUUUAUGCACGCACACUUAAACCUAAUUAUAGGUUUAGCUCGACUGAUUCUGAGUGACGUGAAGGCCUUCAGCACGUGAUAAAUUUUGUUAUUAACCUAUUCCGUGAGAUGAUAAAAUUGGAAUCCAAAUUGUACAGACAAAUUUGACUGUACAAUUUAUCGUUUGUACAUUGUACAGUUGUAACCAAGUCGCGCAUAGAAGGAUAUUGUGAUCCCUAGCGCUAAAUUUUUUCUUAUGAUUCUGCACACUAUAUAGAUUCAUGUGAAGUACAGUACAGUAGGAAUCAUUAAAAGAUUAAGAAUGCAAUUUCGAAACUAUGUGUUGUACAGUACCUCACAAUGUAAAACAUUUUUUUUAAUUAUGGUUUUUGUUCUCUUAAAACUCUACUGUGCCGUACAGUUUACAUGCUGUAUGUAAAUAAAAUCCAGUUCCGCCAGUGUACGUUAAAAUAUUGCUUGAAACCAACGAAUGGGGAUAAGGGCUUUCUUAGCUUUAUUCUUAACCCCAUUUGAUGACAAAUUUAUGUUAAUUUUUCAUUGUGUUCGUCUGAUUUGGUUAAAUAAAUUCAAUUAAUUGUUAAUACCAUUCAUUUGAAUAAACUUCAUAAAUAAACAUUAAACAAUGUAAA
Molecule: messenger RNA, 5687 nt
Organism: Eurytemora carolleeae
Lineage: Eukaryota; Metazoa; Arthropoda; Copepoda; Calanoida; Temoridae
Exons: 12
Coding region: 114-4964 (1616 amino acids)
Molecular function (GO): protein binding
Source: RefSeq, a predicted model, not a curated record